This is a messenger RNA of Colletotrichum graminicola M1.001, 933 nucleotides long. RefSeq names its product haloacid dehalogenase-like hydrolase. Lineage: Eukaryota; Fungi; Ascomycota; Sordariomycetes; Glomerellales; Glomerellaceae. Gene Ontology annotation, molecular function: phosphatase activity. The record is from RefSeq and is a predicted model, not a curated record. Bases 1 to 933 code for a protein of 310 amino acids. The transcript has 2 exons.
AUGGCCCCCCGUACCGACUUCCCUCCCGUCCGGGCCUGCCUCUUCGACAUGGACGGCCUCCUUCUCGACACUGAGGACCUCUACACCGCCUGCAUUAACGUCAUCCUCGAGCAGUACGGCCGCCCCCUCCUGCCCUGGAACAUCAAGGCCAAGCUCCAGGGCCGUCCAGGCCCCGAGUCCACCCGCAUCUUCCGCGAGUGGGCGCAGCUCCCCAUCGAUCAGGACGAGUACCAGAAGAAGCUGUCCGCCCUCCAGCGCGAGCUCUUCCCCAGCACCCAGCCCCUCCCCGGCGUCCCCGAGCUCCUCCAGAACCUGGGCCGCACCCGCUACUGGGACCUCAAGCCUGCCGACACAGCCGCCGACAAGAACCCCCACCGCGUCCACAUCGCCCUGGCCACUUCCUCCCACGAGGCCAACUUCAAGCUCAAGUCGGACCACCUGACCGAGCUCUUCUCCGUCUUCCCCUCCCACCGCCGCGUCCUCGGCGACGACAAGCGCAUCGCCGCCGGCCGCGGCAAGCCCAACCCCGACAUCUUCCUGCUCGCCCUCAAGACCAUCAACGACUCCCUCGCCGACGGCGAGAAGCCCAUCACUCCCGACGAGUGCCUCGUCUUCGAGGACUCGGUCCCCGGCGUCGAGGCCGGCCGCCGCGCCGGCAUGCGCGUCGUCUGGUGCCCCCACCAGGGCCUCCUCAAGGAGUACGCCGGCCGCGAGAAGGAGGUCCUCGCCGGCCGCACCGGUGAGGCUGGCCAGGUAGACAUGCACCAGGUCGGCGACGUCGACGACGGCUGGGCCGAGUACCUCCCCACCCUCGAGCACUUCCCCUACGACAAGUUCGGCAUGGUCAUCCCCCCCAUCGACGUCGACAACGAGCCCUUCAUGAAGGAGAACGUCGGCGACGUCCUCGUCGACAGCACCAACGGCUCCUCUUGA